GUCCCGCACUGCCCUGCCCGGGGAGCGAGUUCUGGAGCCCAGGGAAGCAGGAGGAUGCUGCUGCUGCUGCUCCUGGCACUGCUGGGCCCCGCUGGCUGCCCCAGGACAGAGCCCCUGAGUGGCUCCAGCCAGGAGCCGUUGUUCCGCGGCGCCGAUCGCUACGACUUCGCCGUCGUCGUCCCUGCCGGCACCGUGGAAUGUUUCUGGCAGUUCUCACACCAGGGCGGCAACUUCUUCUUCAGCUACGAGGUCCAGCGGGCAACGGGGAUUGGCAACAGCAGGAACAUCCUGGUCACAGCCAGUGAUCCCAAUGGCUUCCAGCUUGGAGUGUCCCAGGACGUGCGAGGACAGAUCAACUUCCUCACCAAGGACACAGGUUUCUACCAGCUCUGCCUGGACAACCAGCAAAACCACUUCGGCCUCAUGCAGGUCUAUCUCAACUUUGGUGUGUACUACGACGACUUCAACAUGGAACACGAGCAGCCAGCAGAGAGGAAGGAGCUGAACGACACCCUGGAGGCAAUUGGGGUGAGCAUCCAGAGGCUGCAGAUCCACACAUUCCACAUGUGGCGCUUCUACAACUUCGCCCGGAUGCGGAAAGGGGCCGACUCCUUCCUCCUGGAGUCCAACUACAACUAUGUCAACUGGUGGUCCCUGGCCCAGAGCUGUGUCAUUGUCCUCUCCGGGGUGCUGCAGCUCUGCUUCCUCAAGCGCCUCUUCCACACGCAAACCUCGGGCAGCCACAAGUGCUAGAACAGGGCAGGGACCACCCUGCAGAGCCUGCCUGCCGCUGUCCCACCUCAGAGUCAGAGGAAAUGCUGGAUCCUGCUUCCAGGAGGAGGCUGCAGGGUUCCCCCUGCUCCUGCCUCAUUUCUAGCCCUGACACCAUCCCGAGAAAAGUCAAAGGUCACGCUGUCACCUGAGUUCUGUGUGGCUUUGUCACGUUUCUAUGUCUUAAUGGGCUUUUUCUACCACACUCACAAUAAAAGAACCCCUGGCAAAGUCUGGGGAGCGACUGCUGCCUGC
Parus major (Great Tit) is the source of this 1026-nucleotide messenger RNA. It is a transcript of the gene TMED6, whose product is annotated as transmembrane p24 trafficking protein 6. The coding region runs from base 55 to 753 and encodes 232 amino acids. NCBI's taxonomy places the organism in Eukaryota, Metazoa, Chordata, Aves, Passeriformes, Paridae. Gene Ontology annotation, cellular component: endoplasmic reticulum; COPII-coated ER to Golgi transport vesicle; endoplasmic reticulum-Golgi intermediate compartment. Gene Ontology annotation, biological process: endoplasmic reticulum to Golgi vesicle-mediated transport; Golgi organization; intracellular protein transport. The transcript is spliced from 4 exons. The record is from RefSeq and is a predicted model, not a curated record.